Messenger RNA from Panicum hallii, 1293 nucleotides. Its product is annotated as putative B3 domain-containing protein Os04g0676650. Bases 1 to 1293 code for a protein of 430 amino acids. The transcript has 9 exons. The record is from RefSeq and is a predicted model, not a curated record. NCBI's taxonomy places the organism in Eukaryota, Viridiplantae, Streptophyta, Magnoliopsida, Poales, Poaceae. Gene Ontology annotation, molecular function: DNA-binding transcription factor activity; DNA binding.
AUGGCCAACGCCAAGGGCUCGUCGGCCGGCGCCGCCGGCGCAGGCCAUGGCGACCUCGGCAGGGCUAUCUCGCAUGAGCAGUACCAGGCGUUCGUGGCGUCCGUGCACAGGACCGCGCCGGGCGCCGCGAACGUGCACCAGUACCCCGCCGGCCUGAUCCCGGAGCCGCCGAUGGCAAUGCCGGUUCACGUACCCGUGCCACGGCCCUCGUACUCCCCCCAGAUCGCCGCGCCGCCGCCGCAGCCGUUCGCGCGACCACCAGAGCCGCACCGCGCGCAGUCCCAGCCGCCCACCGGACGCUACCAGGAUUAUUCUCCAUAUGGCAACACGGCAUCAUCACAGUAUACAAGAGGUUUUGCAGACUGGGGAACGCACAACAAUGCACUCAUGUCUUUGGCUCAUGCCACUACUUUCGGCAGUGGCAGCAGCAGUAUCAACAGCAAUGGAUUCCAUCAAAACUUUUCCUCGUACAAUACACAUACAUGGACUACUACUUACAUGCCACGGAACCCUUACAACACUGCUUAUGGUCCUGCAACGAUGAAUAUGAUGCUUCAAACUCCUUCCUUUCACAACAACCAUGAAAAGGAUUCAGGUGCAGGUUUUGCAGCUAGCAGCUUUACAAUGCCUGCAACAGUGGUACCUACGUCCCCUUUUCAACUGAUGUCCCCAAAAUCAACCAACUAUACCUCCACUCAAAUCUUCGAGGAACCCAAUAAUUUAGAGGAUACUUCAACGGUCUAUGGAAGUGGAGAUAUCGAGAGCGACCACAGUGAGGAACCGGAUCCCACCCCGGUUGCAGAGAUGGAAGACCUAAAGCAGGGCAAUGGACAUAUUAUUAAUGCGAUGAGUAAAACGAUCAACUGUCAAGACUACCGUAUCAUCUUGCGCAAGGACUUGACAAACAGUGAUGUUGGAAACAUUGGAAGAAUUGUGCUGCCAAAGAAGGAUGCAGAGCCUAACCUUCCAAUCUUGGAAGAUAAGGAUGGCUUGAUACUGGAAAUGGACGAUUUUGAACUCCCAGCUGUAUGGAAGUUUAAGUAUAGGUACUGGCCUAAUAAUAAGAGCAGAAUGUAUAUCUUGGAAACUACUGGUGAAUUUGUUAAGAGGCAUAGCCUUCAAGCUAAGGACAUCCUUGUCAUUUACAAGAACAAGAAGUCCGGCAGAUAUGUUGCUCGUGCAGUGAAGGCUGAGGACAUACAAGUGCCACAAUGUGAGUGCAUUAAGGCUGGCAACCUCAGCGAAGAGUGCGGGUUCGCUGUGAGUCCUUCGGGCAAGAAGAUUAUUAUCUAG